AUGAAUGUAAUUACGAGAUUGCUGCCGGUUGUGCUGUUCUUCUGUAGCUCUUUAGCUGAUAUGAUGGUUCUUUUUAGAGAGACGAGAGGAACACGAGGAUACAGAGACCAAUGUAUGGACGUGGAGUCCACUGCGGUCAGAGAACUAGGACAAACCUGGCUUCGAUGGAGAGGUCAAAAAGUCGAGUACUGCCGCUGUGCUAUAAGAGGAAGAGUACGAUGUCAUUACAUACCCAUCACCACUUGUUAUAUGUCAAGGUGUUACAACGGAGGCACGUGUAAGGAGGCAGUGUACUCCAACGACUUCAUCUGCCUGUGUCCACCAGAGUUCACUGGAGAUCAGUGUGAGAUUAAUCUGAACGAGAAGUGUGUAAGUGGGAAGGGCUCUGGUUAUCGUGGUACCUGGAGCAUCUCCAGCUCAGGCGCUGAGUGCAUCAACUGGAACUCGACAGCACUCGGAGGGAAAAAAUUUACUGCCAGGAAAUCGGAUGCUGGAAUCCUGGGGCUGGGUAAUCACAACUACUGCAGGAAUCCCGAUGGCGACUCCAGACCGUGGUGUUACGUUUAUAAAAGAUCUCAACUUGCGUGGGAAUUCUGUUCUAUGCCCAACUGUACAGUCCCUGCUGCAGAAUGUGUCCAGGGAUCUGGUCAGUCUUACAGAGGAACGCAGUCGGUCAGUAAAAGUGGUGCUAAGUGUCUUACAUGGGACUCACCUGCCAUUUAUAACAAGAUUUAUAUGGCAUGGAGGUCAGACGCCAGGGAACUGGGUAUUGGAAGCCACAACCACUGCAGGAACCCAGACGGUGAUCUUGGACCCUGGUGUCACAUUUAUAAAGGCACCCAGGUGACAUGGGAACGUUGUGACAUCCCACAAUGCUUGAGAAAACCCUCUACCAUAACCACACUUGGACCGAGAGCACCCACAAGCACCAGCAAUAAAGGUUCGUGUGGUCAGCGUUCUUCUAAACCCUCGACUUUGCCCAUGUUCAGGAUAAUUGAAGGUCAGGUUAGUGACAUCAAAGAGCAGCCGUGGCAAGCAGCCAUCACUGUGUACUGGCCCCGCUCCAAAUCACACAACUUCCUGUGUGGAGGUGUCCUGAUCGACUCCUGCUUUGUUCUCUCUGCGGCGCACUGCUUUCAGGAGGGGUUUACAGAAAAUCGCCUGCGUGUAAUCCUCGGCCGAACCUUCAGGCUCCAGAACUCCAGUAGUGAACAGAUUUUUGAAGUGGAGAAGUACUGGAUCCACGAACAGUACAAAGAUGAAAGUUACGACAAUGAUAUAGCUCUUCUGAAGCUAAAGAGUGAAAAUGGCAUUUGUGCUGUGAAUUCUCCCGAGGUGCUACCCAUCUGUUUACCAGAUCCCAAAAUAGUUCUUCCUGAUUGGAUGGAGUGUGAGAUCUCUGGUUACGGCAAGGCUGAGGAGUUCUCUCCGUUCUUUUCGGAGCGAGUGAAGAGAGGUCACGUUCGCUUGUGGCCUCAAGAGCUCUGUGUGCCGGAGAGACUCUCCGGACGUGAGGUGACACCUAACAUGCUCUGCGCUGGUGACACGCGUGGUCUGGAUGACGCCUGCAAGGGAGACUCAGGUGGUCCUCUGGUGUGUGAAAAGGACAACCGGAUGACCCUUAUAGGACUGAUCAGCUGGGGGGACGGAUGUGGGAAGAAGGACAAACCAGGUGUUUACACGCGUGUUUCAAAGUACACGUCCUGGAUUUCCAAUGAGAUCAAAGCU
Messenger RNA from Trichomycterus rosablanca, 1728 nucleotides. It is a transcript of the gene plat, whose product is annotated as plasminogen activator, tissue. The annotation marks the transcript as partial. Gene Ontology annotation, molecular function: serine-type endopeptidase activity. The record is from RefSeq and is a predicted model, not a curated record. Gene Ontology annotation, biological process: plasminogen activation; smooth muscle cell migration. NCBI's taxonomy places the organism in Eukaryota, Metazoa, Chordata, Actinopteri, Siluriformes, Trichomycteridae. The transcript has 15 exons.